UUUACGACAUUUAACUUGGAAGUGUGUAGUUGCUACAGUAAUAGUCCUUUGUGGUUCUACUCGCCAGAACUCGUACUUUUUCUGCUUCAAGAAAAAGAUAGAAAUGACAACACACAAGACGAGUAAUUUUUCUUUACCAAUGUAAAGUGAACCCAAAAAGCGGGAAACACAGUAAUAAUCUUUUGUUUAAAAGAGUCCACUACUCACUAGUGAUUAUCCAAAGCUUCCAUUUUUUUUUAAAAUGGAAAUGGGUGACCCAUUUGAGGAAGAAAUUGAUGUUCCUUUGUGUGUGCUGGAUGCACCAUUACCAUGUUCCGUAGAGACUAUGUUGAGUAAAAUCUGCAGCGAGCAGUGUCAACAACCACCGGACGCGGUGAUUAGGAGGAGGUUGGAUUUGAUAGGUGAACAAGGUUCAUUACAAUUGCUCAAAAUCAUAUCAUCUCGUCCUAUAAAGAAGAGUCUAUCUGCUUUUCGACUCACUUACAGAGAGCCCUGGGAGAUGACAAUGUAUUGAUUGUCAAAUUUGUUGAAGAUGCAAGUUGUGCCAAUAUAAUUAUUGAGGAAGGCAUUCUUGUUGGCUUGAGACGUUAUCGCUUUUUUGUGCAUAAAGAUGAUAAAGAGAGGAAGAGAAACCAAGCUAUGAUGAAGACAAAAACAGCUUCUUUGAAGUGCUACUUUGUUAGGUUUGAGUCCAUUGAAACUUGCCAUGAUGGAGGAUCCUAUGUAUUUUCUACCAAAAGGAUCAGUCAAGCAAGGUGUCAGUUCAUGCAUGUGCAUAUGGUUUCUAAUAUGGCAAAAUAUGCAGCCAGGCUUUCAAUAAUUCUCUCAAAGACAAUUAAGAUUCAAGUGAAUCUUGCUUCUGUCACAAUUGAAAGAAUUGAAGAUAUACUUUGUCGGGAUGAAAAUGGUUGUAUUAUUCGUGAUGAAGAUGACACCUGUAUACAUACUGAUGGAACUGGAUUCAUAUCAGAAGAUUUAGCUAUGCUUUGUCCCAAAGACUUUUCCAAAGCAGAAUAUAUAAAGGAUGAAAACUAUGAGAAUUUUGUUGAUACUGUGGACCUUGAUCACAUGAUUGCAGAAAAAGAGGGAGUGUAUCUUGGAAUAGGGAACCGUUUGUUGAUGCAGUGCCGUUUGUUCUUCAACGGCUGCGCUGUUAAGGGAACUUUUCUUGUUAAUAGAAAGGUAUGCUCUUUAUCUUCAAUCAGUCAUAGACCAAAUAAAGCAUACCUGUCCAAGAAUUUAAUAUCUCUGCUGGCCUACGGAGGAGUCCAGAAAGAAUUCUUUAUGGAGAUUUUGGAAAGUGCUCUGGAAGAGACGAAACAAGUGUACUUGAAGAAACGUGGAGCUCUAAAAGUUGCUAUCAACUAUAGAGAAAUGGAUGAUGAUUGUCUAGCAGCAAGGAUAAUAUCGUCUGGCAUACCCAAUGAACCUCAUCUUCAUGCUCGCUUGUCUAGGCUUGCAAAGCUUGAAAGAACUAAGCUUAGAGGAGGAAAACUUCCUCUUUGUGACAGUUUUUAUCUUAUGUGAACAGCUGAUCCCACUGGUGUACUGGAAAGCAAUGAAGUCUCUGUUAUCAGAGAUAAUGGCCAAGUAUCUGGGCGUGUUUUGGUCUAUAGAAAUCCUGGUCUUCACUUUGGAGAUGUACAUGCGAUGAAAGCGCGAUAUGUGGAAGAGCUUGUAGAUAUUGUUGGUGAUGCCAAAUAUGGUAUAUUUUGUUUCACUAAAGGUCCAAGGUCAGCUGCUACUGAGAUUGCCAACGGUGACUUUGAUGGUGAUAUCAGUUCGCGUUUCUCAGAGUUACUUUCUGGAAGGAAGGGAGCUUACUUAUUGUUAAAUCCCACAUUGUCUGGAAUUCAAAAAUGGGUUUCCUUUUAUGGUCUUGGCGAUCAUGAGAUAUCUAAUCCUGGGCAUGGCGGUGGGGCACAUGUUGAGUCCCACAUUGGUGUGGCCUGUGGGAGAUACCCAAGGUCCAUUUUCUUAUCAUGGUAUCAGAAUCAAGGUUUAUCUCAAUUUCUUUGGUUUAUCCGAUGCUGGGUCCCCAUGCUAUAUGUUCACCUGCUAGAUGUCCAUUCCUGGAUGUCAAAGGGUGUUAGAUUAUAUCGGUUGGUCGUUGGAGAUGAAAAAUGGGUCUCUUUAUACAAUCUUGGGCGAUCCACCCUGCGUGAGCUAGCUUUUGGGGUUGAGUUAGGCUCAAGAUUCAUUUCUUACCACUUAUAUUUAUUUCAUGCUGGGUACUGGUUGUUUAGAAGAAUUUCUGACUACCUGUCUUGGAGGAAUAUGGUUUUACAAUAUUUGGUUUUUACGUUUCAGCUAGUAGAUUCUUAUACAAGUAGUAAACCAUGGACUCGCAUGCACUCAACUCCUAAGGCAGUCAGCAAGAAGCCAAGUGAAUUUUCAGUUGAUGAAUUGGAAUAUGAGCUUUUUAGGCAAUUUCUGGAAGCAAAAGCUGAAGGGUAUGCUUAUAAGUUUACAUAUAUCAUUCUGGUAUUUAUUCAAAAAGUUAAGCAAUCUAAACACCAUCGUUAUUUCUGGAAUACUUUUGACAUGUCAUCUGCUUCAGAGCAAUGCUUUGACAGGAAAAGGAAUGGGUGGUCGAUAAUGGGAACUGAGAGAAGUACAAGACCACCUUUCUUCGUCCUAUUUCCUGAUGUAGUCUCUUUCUUCUGUUUUUGUGCCAAUAUGUCUAUGGCAGCUGAUAGCUGGCUGGCAUUUAUGGAUCGUCUUCUGAUGUUGCGAGGUGAUGAGGUGGAUGGGAUGCAUAGCUUGAAAGGAAAGAUGCUUCACCUGAUUGAUAUCUACUAUGAUGCAUUAGAUGCACCUAAAAGCGGGAAGAAGGUUAGCAUCCCUCGUGAUCUGAAGGCAAACAAGUUCCCGCACUAUAUGGAAAAGGGGAACCCCUUCAGCUAUCAUUCGACUUCUAUUCUGGAUCAGAUUUAUGAUCACGUUGACUCAUAUCCAGAUGAAGAUUUAUGUGUAACAGAGAUCUAUAAACUGCCUUGCUUUGAGGUUGAAAGCCCUCCAACAUGCAUGGAAUUGUGGAGAGGAAGAUACGAAGAGUACAAAAAGGAUAUGACAAGGGCCAUGAAUUCAGGUUCGGAACAUAGAAUCACCUCUUGCAAUGAAGUUAUAAAGAAGUACAAGAAGUUGCUCUAUGGUGCUGUGGAGUUUGAACAAACUGUAAGAAAAUCCGAAGACAUUUUCAACGAGGCGCUUGCAAUAUAUCAUGUAACAUAUGACCAUGCGAGGACCACAUACAACAUAGAAAAAUGUGGUUUUGCUUGGAAAGUAGCUGGUUCUGCACUUUGCAGGAUCCAUGUGAUUUAUAGCAAGGAAAAAGAGCUCUACCCAUUUUGCCAUCUAUUCUGCAGGAAAUAUUGUAGACAUAUUAUUACUUUGUAGGAUGCUGACAUUGAAGCGAAAGAAUAACUUCGUAGUAUUGUAUGUGAUGACGUCUAAAUUCACUCCUCAAAUGAGCAAGUGUAGCAGUUCUAAUAAUAUAGUUGGCCCUAUUGAGUUGGGGUCGAUUCUCCUGGGGAAA
Messenger RNA from Capsicum annuum, 3538 nucleotides. Its product is annotated as probable RNA-dependent RNA polymerase 5. The record is from RefSeq and is a predicted model, not a curated record. Gene Ontology annotation, molecular function: RNA-directed RNA polymerase activity. Gene Ontology annotation, biological process: siRNA processing. Gene Ontology annotation, cellular component: nuclear RNA-directed RNA polymerase complex. Lineage: Eukaryota; Viridiplantae; Streptophyta; Magnoliopsida; Solanales; Solanaceae.